Gryllus bimaculatus (two-spotted cricket) is the source of this 1692-nucleotide messenger RNA. The record is from the annotation of a GenBank genome assembly. Lineage: Eukaryota; Metazoa; Arthropoda; Insecta; Orthoptera; Gryllidae.
AUGCCGGAGUCUGCGGAACAAGCGUCGGGCACAUCAGUGAGUGCAACUCCUGGAAAAGAUGCAAAAGAAAGCAUUAAAGAGAAGAAAUUAUCAUCAGGUUCGUUGGGUGGAGCAGACGGAGCUAGACCAAAAGUUGUUACAGUGAAACAUCCAGAAUCCAAUAAGCCCAAACCAACUGUCAAGAAAAACAAACCCAUCUUGGCAGAUCUUGACGUUACCAAAGAUUUUCUGAGAUGCAAAGAAGACGGGGUGACGAGGCUGGAUUUAAGCAAAUCUAGUAUCACUCAGUUGCCAUCAACAGUACGUGAUUUAACUCAUUUGGUAGAAUUCUACCUUUAUGGAAACAAGCUUGUGACUCUUCCCCCAGAAAUUGGAUGUCUAGUCAAUCUCCAAACUUUGGCACUGAGUGAAAAUUCUCUUACCAGUUUACCUGAUGCUCUUGUAGGCCUGAAAUCACUUAAAGUUCUUGACCUCCGACAUAAUAAAUUGAAUGAGAUACCAGAUGUUGUGUACAAGUUAACAUCGCUCACAACACUCUUCCUUAGAUUCAAUAGAAUUAAAAUUGUGGGUGAUGACAUCAGACAUCUUACUAAUCUUACCAUGUUAAGUCUAAGGGAAAAUAAGAUAAAAGAAUUGCCUGCAGGUAUUGGUAAGCUUGUAAAUCUUAUUACUUUUGAUGUCUCUCAUAAUCAUUUGGAGCAUUUACCAAUGGAAAUAGGAAACUGUGUGCAACUAUCUACUCUGGAUCUUCAACACAAUGAACUUUUGGACAUUCCUGAAUCAAUUGGAAAUUUACAGUCGUUAAUAAGGUUAGGAUUGCGAUAUAACAGGCUAAAUGCAAUACCCAAAUCUCUCAGUAAUUGCAUUCAUAUGGAUGAAUUCAAUGUGGAAGGUAAUGCAAUUUCACAACUUCCUGAUGGCCUAUUGUCAAGUCUUUGCAACUUGACGAAUAUAACAUUAUCAAGAAAUGGAUUCACCUCAUACCCAGCAGGAGGACCAUCUCAGUUUACUAAUGUAGAUUCCAUAAAUUUGGAACACAAUCAAAUUGAUAAAAUUCCAUACGGAAUAUUUUCACGUGCCAAGAGUUUGACGAAACUAAACAUGAAAGAGAAUCAAUUAACUUCACUCCCUCUUGAUGUGGGUACAUGGUAUAAUAUGGUGGAAUUAAAUUUAGGAACAAAUCAACUCACCAAAAUUCCUGAUGAUAUUCAAUGUCUACAGUGUUUGGAAGUUCUUAUUCUCUCUAAUAAUCUAUUGAAAAGAAUUCCUGCAAGCAUAGGGAAUUUGAGAAAACUUCGAGUUUUGGAUCUAGAAGAAAAUAAAAUAGAAACAUUGCCAAAUGAAAUUGGAUUUCUUCGUGAUUUACAGAAGCUGAUUUUGCAGUCAAAUCAAGUCACAACACUUCCAAGGGCUAUUGGGCACCUGACAAAUCUGGAUUACUUAAGUGUGGGAGAAAAUAAUUUGACUUACUUACCUGAAGAAAUUGGAACCUUAGAAAAUUUGGAGUCUCUCUAUGUCAAUGACAACCCAAAUUUGCAUAAUUUGCCUUUUGAGUUGGCUUUGUGCAGUAAUUUGCAAAUAAUGAGCAUUGAAAAUUGCCCUUUGUCACAAAUUCCUCCAGAAAUUGUUGCUGGUGGACCCUCCUUAGUAAUACAUUUUUUGAAGAUGCAAGGACCAUAUCGUGCUAUGUAA